GUAAGUAAAAACCGUCGUUAAACGAGAACGAAACGUUCUGUGCAAAUUAAAAUUGUAAAUAUUACAAACGGAAUUAAAUGUAGCUAAUUAGAAAUUUGUGCAAUCAAAAGCGUUUUAGCUCCUCCUCAAGGUGAUCAAGUUUGGAAAAGUUUAUACUAACGACAAUUUAGUAAUUCGGAGCCUAUUUAACGCAUGUAAUAGAAGCAACUAGCUGAGGGUGUGUAUGUCCGUCCGUGGGACUAGGCUGGCGCAGCAGCAGAUCGCUGCUUGUGACAGCUGCUGUCAGCGCGUGUCGUAGUCGUCGCUGCUCACGUUUGUUAAUGUGUUAUUCUCAGCCAUGCAAUUAGAUUUUUAGACGCUGAAUUUGAAAAAGUCAACUGUGAGAAAACUAAGUUUAGUAGUAAAUUGUUGUUGCAAACAGGUGGAGUAUUUUUGACAAUCAUAAGUUUCAGUUAAAUUCGAUAUAUUUUAAUGGAACCGUUUGGACACUUAAAUUCGAGUACAAAUAAUAAUUUCACAAACGUUAACUAUAUACCAAUUGGUGGAGGUAAAAUAGAAGCCCCUACACAAACAGAAAGAGGACUUUGUGAGCACGACGCAAUACAUCCACGACUUUUAAAAAAACAUCAAAACGAGGGAGUGAAAUGUUUGAGCUGUGGACAAGUAUUUGAAUCAACUUCUUUGCAUGAAAUUUUUGAACAUUACUCAAACGUUGCGCAUAAUAAUAGCAUAGGAAAGUGCUGUUAUUGCGGUGGUAAAGUUCAUCAAUAUCAAUAUUGUAAGGAUAUUCACACAUAUCAUAGUUGUACCCGUGCGAUUGGGGAUAUAGACAAAUAAUAGUUUUAAGGAACGAAAUAUGGAUUCAGAAAAUGUUGAUACCUACUUCAUCGCCGAACGUUUGGAAAGUGGUAGUGGAGAUUCGGGCGAAUCGGAAUGCUCUGAUAAUGGUGGUGGCAUCGAUGAUGAUUCUAGUAGUUUGAGUUCGCGCACCACUGGUGGCAAUGGUUAUGGUAAACGUUGGUCUCGAGCUGAGGAUAAUCUUUUAAAAGGGUUGGUGGGACAAUAUGGCGAUCAGUGGGAAUUGAUUGCGCCACAGUUUAAAGAUCGUACCGAACAGCAAGUACAACAGCGUUGGGCUAAGGUAUUAAAUCCAGAAUUAAUCAAAGGUCCUUGGACAAAAGAGGAGGAUGAAAAAGUUGUUGAACUAGUACGACGAUUCGGUCCAAAAAAAUGGACAUUGAUUUCGAGAUACUUAAAUGGUCGUAUUGGUAAACAAUGCCGUGAACGUUGGCAUAAUCAUCUCAAUCCUAAUAUUAAGAAAACUGCAUGGACGGAAGAGGAGGAUCGUAUAAUCUUUAAUGCUCAUAUGGAAUGGGGCAAUCAGUGGGCGAAAAUAGCUAAGCUACUACCAGGACGUACAGAUAAUGCCAUAAAGAACCACUGGAACUCCACCAUGAGACGCAAAUACGAUCCACAUCGCUUAAGAGUUCUUGGACGCCUGUGUCCUGAUUUACAAGAUUCUCGAUCAAAUCUGAAAGCUCUGAUAAAAGCGAGUGUCGGAGCAUCUACACAACCGCAAGUACAAGCACCUGCUCCAACUCUGUCCCUGUCGGCACAAAUACUACAGCGUCCUCAAAUGCGACAGCAAAACGAACAGAAUCACGAGCAGCCGAGUACAUCGGCCGUCGCGGCAAUGCAAAUAUCAGCACAGCAACAAGUCGUUAAGCCACCACCUACACGCCCGCCACCAAAUAUAUUGAAGCGUGCGCGUCCGCAAACGGAACAACAACAACAAUACUUAGAAAUGUGCACAACAAAUACAAUUUCAACAGUUGGCUUUGAUAAUAUGGGUGUAAUUUCCAGUCAGUGGUUAAAAUCGGAAGCGAAAUUGCCAGAGUCACCGGUUAUGACACCCAUAAAACCCUUACCAUUUUCACCAUCACAAUUUCUCAAUUCACCAUGUCUACCGUCGUUUGAAGAUAUAAGCUUACGUGCCAGCACGCCUGUACACAAAGGUAGUGGGCGACCCGGAGUAGAAAUCAAAAAGGAGUUGGAAAGUUCAUCAAUUGAAACGCCACAAAAAAGUAUUUUAGGUCCACGUACGCCAACACCUUUCAAGGAUGCUCUAGCCGCGCUAGGGAAGAAACGACGUUACAUUCCACCAAGUCCUUCCUCCUUAGUAGAGGAUUUGGCCGAAAUAAUUCAUGAAGAACAAGUGAAUGACUCAAAUAAUAUGAUUAUUAAAAAAGAGAAUAUCUCAUCGGAUGCGGACUUGACUAAUGAUGGAUCUAGAAGCACCGUUGGCGGUGGUGGUUCCACAACACAACCAACAAAGAAGGCACGAAAGUCAUUGAUCACCAGCUGGGGUGAAAAUGUUAUGCCCAGCAUGGGUGUCAAACAUGAAAAGAAACCAUUACCUUACGAAACUGAGACUCCGAGUAAAUUUCUUACAUCCAACGAGUCAAUUGCUUUCUCACCCACAACUAUAAUUAUGAAAGAUACCUUAUGCAGUGAGGCUGACCUACUACUUGAAACCAAUGAAGAAGCCAAAAAAGAAAAUAGUCCACAACAGCGACAACGACAACAACAACAGAGUCAAAAUGUAUUGUCGAUAUUGCCGCCGCGUGAACGCAAUGGACAACAAUAUUUGGAUCCCAAAUGGGAGCGCUUAGCAUGCGGUCAAACCAAGGAUCAACAAUUCAUGGUGCAACAAGCGCACGCGUGCUUAAAGAAUUUGUCGCUAAUGCCGCGCUCGCUGAACUUUGAGAAGCAAAAAUGACGUGAACACAAAGCGAAAACGUUUCGAGGCAAUUUACUAAACAUAAUUGUUGAAUAAAUAGGCUUAGGCUUAAGAAAAUACCAUACAUACAUGCACAUAAAUGUGUACACACAUUCUUUGAUGCGAGUACACACAGAUAUUUACGAUAUUUGCUUAUUUUUUUAAAUUAUUGUUUCUACGCUACGAUUGUUAUCGUGUUAAUUAUUAUAAUUAUUAUUGUACAAUAUACAUACAUAAAGUACACGCACAUAAGGUUUGCAGUUGGUGGCAUGACUAUGCCACUUUCACACAUUUUUAUUUAUUACAAAAGGGUAUAUUUUUUGUAAAAAGGCAUUUGCAGCCGUUGCACAGCGAUAGCAUAUAGAAAUUAAGUCCAAAGAAGUUUGAGAAAUUUAUCAGUACUCGAAGCAUGUCUUAUAAAAUGGUGUUUGCAUGUAUUUUUACAAAUGUAUAUACAUAUAGUACAUAUGCGUCAGCCAUUUACACAUCAUGUAUCAAUGUGUAAGUUAUAAAUAUAAAUUGGCUAGUAAGCAAAAUAACAAACCGUUAUUUAAGUUUGUAAAUGCUGAAUUAUUUUUAUUUUAUAUAUAAAGUAAGAAAAAGUUAUAAAUUAGCAGUAAAAACCCGGUGCACUCCUAUCAUGUAAUCCAAGAACUUAAAUUAUUAACAAUACAUAAACGAAUAUUGUAUGUACCUACUCAAAACGAGAACACAAAGCGUAUCUAAACUUUUU
Bactrocera tryoni is the source of this 3512-nucleotide messenger RNA. RefSeq names its product myb protein (gene Myb). The transcript is spliced from 2 exons. Gene Ontology annotation, biological process: regulation of DNA-templated transcription. Gene Ontology annotation, molecular function: RNA polymerase II cis-regulatory region sequence-specific DNA binding; DNA-binding transcription factor activity, RNA polymerase II-specific. The record is from RefSeq and is a predicted model, not a curated record. Gene Ontology annotation, cellular component: nucleus. Bases 857 to 2779 code for a protein of 640 amino acids. Lineage: Eukaryota; Metazoa; Arthropoda; Insecta; Diptera; Tephritidae.